Messenger RNA from Lodderomyces oxycetoniae, 1770 nucleotides. RefSeq names its product E3 ubiquitin-protein ligase. Lineage: Eukaryota; Fungi; Ascomycota; Pichiomycetes; Serinales; Debaryomycetaceae. Bases 1 to 1770 code for a protein of 589 amino acids. The transcript has a single exon. Gene Ontology annotation, molecular function: zinc ion binding. The record is from RefSeq and is a predicted model, not a curated record.
AUGUUCCUAAUUGAGAUGACAGAUGGUUUGAAAUUGGGGAUAUUCUUAAAUUUUGUCAUAUUCUUAUUCCUUGUGGUGAACAAAAUUCUCCAGUUGGUGCUAUUUGGAUCUUUGAGAAUGAUUGAAGUCGAGCACUUGUUUGAGAAAUUACCCAUUUUUGCAAUCAAUUUGUUUCUCAAUUUAGCAACGGGGGAUAACAAUGUCAUUUUGAACGUGUUUUUGAUAGGCAUAGCCAUGAGCUUCAAAGUAAUGCAUAUUAUUAUGCUUGACAGGUUGGAUUUUUUAAAUCUCCAGAUUUUCAAUAUCGUGAAUGAUGAUGACGAUGAAAGAUUUCAAUCAAUUGGCGUUUUGCAAAUAGUCUUCCACUAUUUGGGACUGAUCAAUUUUUGGUUGAACUUUAUAUUCAUUGGAAUCGAUUUUGCUUUAGCAAAGAUUUUAGUAUAUGACGUUUUCCAAGGUAUUAACUCUGUCACCUGUCUUUUGUUUGGAUUCCAAUUUGCGGUUCAGGGCGUCGAGAAUCUCACACAUUUUGCAAAAGUGCUACUAAACUUUUACGAAAUAGUGUUUUUCAAGAUUAGAAAAAACUCAAGAAGAAGGGAGAGGGCACAGAAUUUGAAUAUGGAGUCAAAUGAAAAUGAAAAUGAAAAUGAAAUCGAAGAAGAAGAGGAAAAUGAAAAUGUCGAACCAUCGGGUAAUCUAGGAGAGAGCAAUCAAGUAUUUAUGUUUGAUGCUGAUGACGAUGAUAGCGAAGUUGACAUUGUUUGGGAGAGCAAGCCGUACUAUAGCAAAGCUAUUGACAUUUCGUCUGCUUUAUUGACAGCCAUUGCCUACUUGUGUUUUAUUUACCUUUUGACCUUUCAUUCAGGAAUUUCACUACCUUUAUCAAUGCUUCAUGGUACUUAUUCGUCUCUCAAGAAAGCAUGGGUGCAAACAUCUCAACUACUUGCAUUUAUUGAGUCCUCAAAAAGGUUGGAUUACCAAUUACCAAAUGCCACCAAGGAGGACUUGGAAGAACUUGACAGUUUAUGUAUCAUUUGUCGAGAGGACAUGUAUGCAGUGGAAGAGUACCAGAGAUUAUACCAAAAACCCCAAUCUCCAAGGAGAUGUGCAAAGAAAUUACAGUGCAACCAUAUACUUCAUUUGGGUUGUUUGAAGGAGUGGAUGGAGAGAUCUGAUAGCUGCCCACUAUGUAGAAGAAAGGUCUUUGGUGGGCCACCUCCGACUUUUAAUCCUACCCCUCCAACUUCGGCCCAAGAGGCCCCUCCUCCUCCUCCUCCUCUUCCUCCUCAACAAGAUAUCCAACCAGAACAAGAACCACAACAAGCUGAACUGCCAGAACUGUUCAAUGUGAGUGAGAACUUGAACUCACAAGUACCGGAUUCCUCAAGAGAGAAUAGUGCUAUGUCAACAGGUACCACUCUGGAAACCAAUUCUCAAAGUGCAGAAAACAUGAACAAUACAUCCCAUCCUUAUCAACACCACACAAACAUGUCUAGUUCUGAGCAAGGGUCACUUGACCGUUUAGAACCAACGAGAACAGUUCCAUCAUCACAAUCCACCACAUCUUCCUCUCCAGUAGUAAAUGAUGGGGGUGGAGGUGUUUUCCAAUCCAUAAGAUUGCCCAGAUCAGCACUUCUUCCUCCAGAUUGGGUUUUACUUCCUCUUCAAAGAACCGAGGAAGAAGGGGUUGAUUAUAAGGUCAGCGUUUCUUUACAACAUCAAGUGAAUAUGCAAAUACGAAAACGAGAUAAUGAUGGACAGCUAGAAUGA